AUACCACCAAGGAAAUAGGAAAUGGAAUGGCAGAUUAUGCUAAUGAUGCUGUACAUAAUAAAUAUGGUAUCGUGACCCUUAAAGAUUAUGAUAAAUAUUGUUAUUAUGCCGCAGGAUUGCCUGGCAUUAGUCUUACCAGAUUAUUUGCCGUCAGUGGAUUGGAAGACCCAGGAAUUGUGGGAUUAUUUAUACAAAAAACCGGUAUUAUUCGAGAUUAUUUAGUUGAUGAUCAAGAGGGACGUCAAUGGUGGCCAAAGGAAAUUUGGUCUAAAUAUUUUGACGACUUUUCAGAACUAAAGAAACCAGAAAAUGUAACGGGUGCUGUUAAUUGCCUAUUAGAUAUUAUUCACAAUGCACUUCUACAUGUACCUGAUU
This is a messenger RNA of Diversispora eburnea, 375 nucleotides long. NCBI's taxonomy places the organism in Eukaryota, Fungi, Glomeromycota, Glomeromycetes, Diversisporales, Diversisporaceae. The record is from the annotation of a GenBank genome assembly.